CCCAGCUAACGUUAGUCACCUCGCUGACAUUAUCAACAACGAAUUAGAAUUUGUAACAUAUCAUACAAAUUGUAAUUCAUAACAUAUCAUAUGAAAUGGAUGAUGGCCAUCCACAAAUUAAUACAUGCCAUUCAAAAUGUAAUAUAUGAUACUAAAUGGUCCAUUUUGAGUACAACACACCUAAAUUGUUUUACUAUCAUUUACUGCAAGGCUGCCCAGCAACCCUUUUCCUGGAGAUCUACCGUCCUGUGGGUUCAGUCUAACCCUAAUUUAGCACACCUGUCUGGGUGUAUUCACUUGGAACCAAACAGAAGCAAACAGUACAACCUACCUGAAUCUUCCCAAUAGAAACUCGUCUUUUUGUUGCAAAACGUGUUCUAUUUGCUAUACAGUUUGGACUAAUGAUUACACCCCAGAUUGUAUGUAUAGGCCUAAACUGCUCACCAAGACCUAGCUGAAUCAGGUAUGCUAACUUAAUCCAACAUUGGACAAAAAAAACCUACAGGAUGGUAGAUCUCCGGGAACAGGGUUAAGCUGCCCUAUAGGCCUGACAUUGGAACAGGUCUUUACUGGAACUGAUUCCUGUCACCUGGGUUUAUUUUCAGUGUAACACACCCUUACUACCAUAAUUUACUGGAACACGGCAGGCUAAAGACCGUAGAUACCAAAGUUUUCAGGAAAUGAAUGAACAAUGCCAAUCACAAUUUAUAGCUUAGUUCAUAGCUACCAUAAAAAAUCCCCUUAUCGUUGCUCUAUGUCACGUAACGUUCCUUGGUGAAAGCAUAGGGGAGGGGACAGUAUAUAAAGAGCGGAGCAACCUCUACUCCACUCAUCACUCCAUCACUGGCCGACCUGAGAAAAGUCUACCUGUGACUUGCCUACGACUACAGUUAACCAGCAAAAUCACCAUGAAGGUCCUGAGCAUCUCUGUAUUACUCUGUGUGGCCUUGACUCUAAGGGAAGCAGCAGGGCAGCAGCAGGCUGUGGCAGUGGAACAACUAAGCAUUGUUCCAGUUCUAGAGGAGGCUAAAGAGACUGGGCCACUGAAGCCACUGGGUGACGCUCCAAUGGAGACCACAGUAGAACUGGUCGAAAACAAAGUAGAGCAUGCUCUACCUGAAGAAGGGGAAGCUGAGGCUGAUGCUCUUGCGCUGGUCCAACCACCAGCGAUAAAGUUUUUGCACUGCCCUGAUGGUUGGUACCUACAUCAGUCGCGCUGUUUCCUCUUUGUGAACUCAUACUUGCCGUGGCACAACGCAGAGGAACACUGCAACACUCUGCAUGCAAACCUGGCCUCCGUUCAGAACCCCCGACAGUAUCGCUUCCUGCAGCAGUUAACGACAAUGGCCAACCGGCACAGCGCGUGGAUCGGUGGAUUCUAUCUCCAAGACAGGUGGCUGUGGAUCGACCGUGUAGGAUUCUACUACGAAAACUGGUACACACACCUUGAUGUGGACCGCAACGCUUGCAUCCAUCUGCGCACCUCAGUGGGCUGGUCAAAUGCUCACUGUGGCACAGGUCUCCCAUUCAUCUGUGUGAAAAUGUCCUGUUAGUCAAGAUUGUGCUUCCUGCCAGCAGCAUGAUUUCAGUACGAUAAAGAAUUGUUAGUUGGUUGAUGUUGUUUCUAACUGCUUUCAGCAUUUUAGCGUAAUGAAUCCAGGCUGCAUCACAUCCGGCCGUGAUUGGGAGUCGUAUAGUGAGGAGCACAAUUUGCCCUGUGGUCCGGGUUUGGCCGGGGUAGGUCGUCAUUGUAAAUUCCAAUUUGUUCUAAACUGGCUUGCCGAGUUAAAGGUUCAAUAAAAAAAAUAAAAAAAACAUUGGUUUUAUUACUGACUUUAUUCAGUCACCCUGGAUGUCUGCCAAAAGGCUAAAUGUGACUUAGGCAAUAUGCAGUCAUAGGAUUCCAUUGAUCCAGGUUUAUUCU
Messenger RNA from Oncorhynchus keta (chum salmon), 1924 nucleotides. Its product is annotated as ladderlectin-like. The transcript has a single exon. NCBI's taxonomy places the organism in Eukaryota, Metazoa, Chordata, Actinopteri, Salmoniformes, Salmonidae. The record is from RefSeq and is a predicted model, not a curated record. Bases 909 to 1553 code for a protein of 214 amino acids.